Messenger RNA from Emiliania huxleyi CCMP1516, 2238 nucleotides. RefSeq names its product isocitrate lyase (gene ICL1). The record is from RefSeq and is a predicted model, not a curated record. Gene Ontology annotation, biological process: carboxylic acid metabolic process. Gene Ontology annotation, molecular function: isocitrate lyase activity. The coding region runs from base 32 to 1849 and encodes 605 amino acids. NCBI's taxonomy places the organism in Eukaryota, Haptophyta, Isochrysidales, Noelaerhabdaceae. The transcript is spliced from 3 exons.
CUCUCUCACCGAGGUCCAAACUAGAGCUCCCAUGGUGCACGCCAACAAAUCGCGCCCCGCGGUCGCGCUCCUGAGCAGGGGCAUGUCGACGGUGCCCCUGGCGGGCGAGAUGCCCCGCAUCCCGCCCAAGAAGCGCGACUUUGCGGCCGAGGUCGCCGCGCUCAAGCAGUGGUGGUCGAGUGACCGCUUUGCCGAGACCAAGCGGAACUACACGGCCGAGGACGUCAUCAAGCUCCGCGGCUCGCUCCAAAACUCCUUUGCCGCUGGCGAGAUGUCGAUGAAGCUCUUCGACACGCUGCAGCUCUGCAAGCAGAGCGGCGGCCACUCACGCACCUUCGGCGCGCUCGACCCGGUGCAGGUCGCCACGAUGGCGCCCAAGCUGUCGUCCAUCUACAUCUCGGGGUGGCAGUCAUCCUCGACCGCCGCCUCCUCCAACGAGCCCGGCCCCGACUUUGCCGACUACCCGAUGGACACGGUGCCCAACAAGUGCGACCAGCUCUUCCGCGCGAUGCAGCACCACGAGCGCAGGCUGUGGGAGGAGGAGUGCCGCGAGUCGGCCAACCCGCAGGUGCCCGACAUGAUGACGCCCAUCGUGGCGGACGGCGACACCGGCCACGGCGGCCUCACCGCCGUCAUGAAGCUCACCAAGAUGUUCGUCGAGGCUGGCGCCGCCGGGAUCCACUUUGAGGACCAGUCGCCCGGCACCAAAAAGUGCGGCCACAUGGGAGGCAAGGUGCUCGUGCCGACGCAGGAGCACGCGGACCGGCUCAACGCGGCGCGGCUGCAGGCGGACAUCCUCGGCACGCCCACCCUCAUCAUCGCGCGCACCGACGCCGAGGCGGCCACCUUCAUCUCGUCCAACAUCGACCCGCGCGACCACGCCUUCAUCGUGGGAGCGACCGUCUCGCGGCCGCUGGCGGGGACGAGCCUGGACGCGCCGACGCUCAACGCGACCCUCUCGCUCGCGGCGGAGCAGGGCCUCGACUCGGAGGAGGUCACCAAGAAGUGGGCCGACGCCGCGGGCAUGUGCACCUUCCCCGAGGCGGUCCGGACAGCCGCAAAGGCGAGCGGCGUCGCCCCGGCGUCGAUGCUGCCGUUCGAGAACGUGGUCGCGCAGGGGGGCGGCAUCGAGGAGAUGACGGCCGCGGCCAAGGCGAUCCUGGGCGACAGCAUGCCCGCCUUCGACUGGGAGGCUCCCCGCGCGCGCGAGGGCUACUACCGCCUCCAGCCGGGCACCGACAUGGCCAUCGCUCGCGCCAAGGCGUGGGCGCCGUACGCCGACCUGCUGUGGAUGGAGACUGCGAAGCCGAUCCUGUCGCAGGCGGAGGAGUUCGCCGCGGGCGUGCACGCCGCCUUCCCCGGCAAGAUGCUCGCCUACAACCUCUCGCCCUCGUUCAACUGGGACGCGGCGGGCAUGAGUGAGCAGCAGAUGGAGGCCUUCACGGGCGAGCUGGGCCGGCGCGGCUUCGUGUGGCAGUUCAUCACGCUGGCGGGCUUCCACGCGGACGGGCUGAUGACGCACAAGUUCGUCGAGGCGUACGCCGAGCGCGGCAUGCACGCCUACGUCAACAUGAUCCAGCGCGCCGAGCGCGAGGCUGGCGUCAAGCUGCUCAGACACCAGCACUGGUCGGGCGCGGAGCUCAUGGACGAGCAGAUGCGGAUCGCGUCGGGCGGCGCCUCCUCCACCUCCGCCAUGGGCGCCGGCGUCACCGAGUCCCAGUUCGCCGGCAAGGCCGAGUCGGCCGACAAGGGCGCCUACGCCAACCAGACGCGCAUCUACUCGUCCAUCGACGAGCCAGACUACCUGCCGAACACGAAGCGCGUGCCCUCGUCGAUGGACUCGCCCUAGGCGCGGCGCGGCGGCGCGGGAGCGACGCGGGUGGAGGGGCAGCGGAGGGAGCGGGAGGAGGGGCGGCAGCCCCCCCACAUAUGCCUCGAGAGGGCACACCCCCACAUCCCUGUAGAGGGGGGGCCACGGCAGCUUUCGCCGCCCCCCGCCCCUACGGGAGGGGCCGCUGGAGUGACGUACCGUUCUCGUCUGUCCUCGUUCUGUGGAUCGUCCGUCUCCCCCCACUCCCCGCCUGUUUGUUAUUCGUGGUUCCACCCCGCGCCCUGCGUGGGCGCGCGGGGAGGCGUCUCCAGGGGUUGUAAUUGGGCGGGUCCUAUGCUGUAUCGCGGUCUGUGGUUUCCAGUGAGUUUUAUGAACGUUUUAAGAGUUCUCCAAAAUGGCAGUUCUUU